This is a messenger RNA of Anguilla rostrata (American eel), 6931 nucleotides long. RefSeq names its product SUN domain containing ossification factor (gene suco). Gene Ontology annotation, cellular component: membrane; cytoplasm. Gene Ontology annotation, biological process: protein folding in endoplasmic reticulum; regulation of bone remodeling. Lineage: Eukaryota; Metazoa; Chordata; Actinopteri; Anguilliformes; Anguillidae. The record is from RefSeq and is a predicted model, not a curated record. The coding region runs from base 212 to 4183 and encodes 1323 amino acids. The transcript is spliced from 25 exons.
CGUCACGGGCCGAGGACACUGGCUGUUUCUAUUGGUUUAGAAGAGAACCGCAGCAGCGCCAGGAACUGGAGAGCCCGAGCAACAAGAACAGAUAGAAGCCAGCAGGAAAAGAAAGAGCAAAGGGGGUUAGACCGAGGGAACAUUUACCAAUUACGGGGAGGUUAGGAAAAUCAAGAAAAAUAGCGAGGAUGUUGGUCCCCGCGGGAAGAUAAUGAAGAGGCUGCGUGUUGUGUUGGUGUGCCUAAUUGUAGCUCUCCUGUGCUGGUACCCCAGUCGUCAUGUUGAUUGUUCGGAACAGAGCGCCGCUGGCCCAGUACAGUCUGCACAGGAUAGCAGCCCUCAGGCGAAGCCGGAGGAGGGGGCUCACGAGAAGGUCGAAGAGGAUUGGGCGGUGUACAUCCAGUCGUACGACGUGGGACUGGAGUCGGAGAGGGUUUCAUUAGAGGCGCCAGCGCCGAAUGAAAUGCAAGAUGAGGAAGACGAUGAGACUGUGAAAAAGGAGGAGCCUGUUGUGGAGGCGAGGACAGAACCGGCGACGGACCCCGCACCGGAUCCGGAGUCCGAUCCUCCCGCCUCUCAAGACCAGCAGGCCCCGCCUACCGCUGCUGCUUCCUCCCCCCCCACCGAGCUCCCCGCAGCUGUGCCCGCUGAACAAGAGGAAGCCCCCGAAGACACACCUACCUCACAAGCCCCUCCCACCACACCCACCAGUGCAAUAGAGGUUGCCAGUGCCGAUACCCCUGUAGACAGCUCUAUUGAUGCUGAGCAUCAGCAGUCCGCGUCCGAGUGCGAGGCCGCAGGGCCCCCCGUGGCGCCCCCGCCCUUUCGCAGCCCGCUCGCCAGCUUGACCGUGGAUCACGUAGAGAAUUCCUCCAGCACCCAUGGGAGCCGGACGGGGACCAAAACUGAGCUGGACUCCUCGCUCCCCCAUGUGGAGCAGGAUGUGCCCGAGCUGGACCAGGGCACCAACGCCUCCCACAUGCCCGAGGAGGAGGCGGAGGCCGACGAAGCCCCCGUCGCCAAGGAGACGGACCCCUCGGUGCCCGGCAAGGAAGACAUCCCCACCUUUGACGAGUGGAAGAAGAAGGUGAUGGAGGUGGAGAAGGAGAAGAGCCAGUCCAUGCACUCCUCCUCCAAUGGAAGCCCCCAUGUGGUGAAGAAGGUACAGAAGAAUUUUAAGAAUAACUACGCCUCUGUGGAGUGUGGGGCCAAAAUCCUGUCGGCAAACACGGAGGCUAAGAGUACCUCUGCCAUUCUGAUGGAGAACAUGGACCUCUACAUGCUGAAUCCCUGCAGCAACAAGAUCUGGUUCGUCAUUGAGCUGUGCGAGCCCAUUCAAGUCAAGCAGCUGGACAUUGCCAACUUUGAGCUCUUCUCCUCCACUCCCAAGGACUUCCUGGUUUCCAUCAGCGACAGGUACCCGACGAACAAGUGGAUCAAGCUGGGCACCUUCCACGCCCGGGACGAGCGCACGGUGCAGAGCUUCCCGCUGGACGAGCAGCUGUACGCCAAAUACGUCAAGAUGUUCAUCAAGUACAUAAAGGUUGAACUCCUAUCCCACUUUGGAUCCGAGCACUUCUGUCCCCUCAGUCUCAUAAGGGUGUUUGGAACCAGUAUGGUGGAAGAGUAUGAGGAAAUAGCGGAGUCCCAGUAUCCCUCCGAGAGACUGGAGUACCUGGACGAGGAUUAUGAUUACCCUCCUGGCUACGUGCCGGCGGAAGACAAGGCUGCAAAGAACCUGUUGGGAUCGGCCACGAACGCCAUCCUCACCAUGGUCAACAACAUCGCCGCCAACGUGCUGGGGGCCAAGCCGGAACUCGAAGAAGGAGCCAACGUUGAAGCAAACUUUUCAACGGACGGCGAGAACGUUACAGAGCCCUCCCCCGAAGAGCCGGCCAGCUCCACCCCCAGCCCCAGCCCCAGCAGCCCCUCCCCCUCUCCAGAGGAGGAGUCCCCGGAGCUGGAGGUGCCUGUCGCUACGGAGGAGCCUGAGGCCCCUCCCCCCGAAGCCCCGACUCCGGCCCCGCCCGAGGAGACCCUGAUCGUCACGCUGGUGGAGGAGGACGAGGAGGAGCCCCGCCAGUCCACCGUCACCCUUCUGGAGGGGGAGGAGGAGGAGGAGGAGGCGGAAGCGGAGGAGCGGCGGAGGACCGAGGAGCGGCAGCGGGAGAGCCGGGCGUACUCCGGGGAGCUGUCCUCGCUGUCGUGCGCCGCCUCCCUGCGGGAGUACCUCCUCCGCUGGUGCUCCGCCUCGCUGGCCCUGCAGCGUCAGCGCAGCGAGCGGCAGAGGCAGCGGGAGGCGCGGGCCGACGCCCGCUCGCCCCCGCAGCCCCUGCCCCUGGCCCCCACGCCCACGCUGGAGCCGCCCCUGGACACGGAGCCCCCGCCCGAGGCCGAGAGGCCCACGGCGCUGGGGGAGGGGGCGGGGGCGGGGCCGGGGCCGGGCCCCACGGACGCGGUCCUGGAGCCCGCGCGGCACGCCGACGCCGCCGCCGAGCGCACGGCCGAGCCCCCGCAGCUGGAGCCCAGCCAGACGGCCGCCCUGCCCCCCCACAGCUUCCCCGUGGUCACCCCCACCGAGGAGAUCCCCCGGCUCUCCGCCCUGGAGCUGCCGGAGCUGGAGCUCCCGCUGUCGGACGGGGUCCCCGAAACGCAGGCCGAGGCCCGGAGGAGGCUCCCCUCCAGCAGCGACGCCGGCCCCAGCAGCAGCGGCGGCGGCAGCCCCGGUCUCGCCGCCACCAGCGUCAGCUCCGCGGCAGAGCCGGCCACCCCCGAGACCGACGCCCCCAGACAGGACCUGCCCGCCCCCGCCUCCAAGGAGCCGCCCGUCCAGCCCCUCCCCACCGCCACCCGGCCCGCCGAAAUCCCCCCGCCCACCGAGCUGCCGGCCCCGGCCGAGCCCGAGGGGGGCCGGGCGGCCCCGGAGGAGCCCAGCAGGGCCGCCCCCCCGCCGGAGCACCCCGAGGCGGCCGCCCCGCCCGCCGAGCCCAGGGCGGAGGAGUCGGUGGAGGACGUGCUCCUCUCCGUCGCCUCGGGCGGGGCGCAGCUGCACCGCACCGCCACCGACUUCUACGCCGAGCUGCAGAACUCCACCGAGCUCGGCUACGGCAACGGCAACGGCAACCAGGUGCACGGCUCCAACCAGAAGGAGUCGGUCUUCAUGAGGCUCAACAACCGCAUCAAGGCCCUGGAGAUGAACAUGUCCCUGAGCAGCCGCUACCUGGAGGAGCUCAGCCAGAGGUACCGGAAGCAGAUGGAGGAGAUGCAGCGGGCCUUCAACAAGACCAUCAUAAAGCUGCAGAACACGUCCCGGAUCGCCGAGGAGCAGGAUCAAAAGCAGACGGAGUCCAUCCAGGUCCUGCAGAGCCAGCUGGAGAACCUCACCCAGCUGGUGUUCAACCUGUCCACCACCGUCAGCCAGCUGCAGAGAGAGGUGUCGGACAGGCAGAGCUUCCUGGUGGUGUCCCUGCUGCUGUGCCUGUGCCUGGGCCUGCUGCUGUGCAUCCAGUGCUGCCGCAGCUCGACUCCGCCCCCGCCCGACUCCACCGCCUCCAUCCCCAAGAGCAACCACUACCCCAGCCCCAAGAGGUGUUUCUCCUCAUACGACGACAUGAGCCUGAAGCGGAGAGUGUCGUGUCCCCUCGUGCGCUCAAAGUCCUUCCAGCUACCUACCACGGAAGUAGGUCCAGAUGACUUGUACAUUGUAGAACCUCUAAGGUUUUCUCCAGAAAAAAAGAAGAAGCGCUGCAAGAUGAAGGUCGAGCGGGUGGAGACGCUGAAGCCGUCCGCCCCCGCGCCGGCAGUAGCUAACGGGGGCCCCAAGUGCAACGGCGUCCCGCCCCCCCACGCCGCCUUCCUGUCCUCGGGGGAGGCGGGCGCGUCCUCGUCCAAGGACCCCACGUCCGAGGGCAGCUCGGAGGGGUCGUCCCACUCGGACGAGUCCUACUUCUGCGGCAUCUCCACCUGCUCGCGGCUCUGCAACGGGCACCCCCCGCCCAGGACCCGCACGGAGAAGAGGGCCAUCAAGCGCCGGCGCUCCAAAAUGCUGGAGCAGGGCCGGUACGGGGGGGAGGCGCUGCCGGGGCGGGCGGCCUCCAUGCCCACCCUGGAGGACCUCAUGAAGGGAAACAAGGACAUGAGCGUGGGGACCUUCGGGGUGACCGCAGUCACGGGCCACGUUUGACGCUGAGGCGCACCCCCCCCCCCCUUCGCCUGUCCCGUAUCCAGGGACUCACUGCUCAUUCACUGUUCCACCCCCCACACACACACAGGGACAUGUGAACACGUGCACACACACACUCACACAGGCACACACACACACGCACACACAGGGACACCCAGUGAGCAGACUGGUACUUUUGCGGUCUCUCGGUGUGGGGGCGGAGCCAGGGCGUGGACUAGGCCGAGCGCGCCCAGUCUCACUGGGUCGCCUGGGACGGUCAGGCCUGCCCAUCAGCAACAGAGGACAGAGAGGAACUCCUGACAGGACGGCAGGAAGACCUCCCGGGCAUAGACCACACCCCCCAAAAAAAGACAUUGCUCCCAUGUUCUCUUAACCUCUCCUUGUUUAUGUGCCUUUUUGUCCAUUUUAGAGCUUUGUUUUCUGAAGAGCAAUGUUAUAAAGAUACAGACAACAAAAUGGAGGGGGGGGGAGAGAAAAAACAAAAAAGAAAUUUUAACGUGGGUGAAUUUUUCUACGAAACUAGCACAUUGUUGCGUCGGUAGGGGUAUCAGCAGAUAGCAUUCCACCCCAGCGCUGGCUGUGCGGGCAUGCGAGCAGUCAGCCAGAGUUCCAGCCUUUCCGUUUUCGCUGAGGAGUGAAGCUGCUCGUUGGGGGGAGACGAGAGCCGGUCAGAAACAUUUGUAGCAAGACAAGUCACUUUCCCAUCUUCCGUUUCCUUUCCUGUGCUGAACGUGUAACACUAUAACAGUAGUGACAGUUUUUCUUUUCUUUCUUUUUUCUUGUUUUUUUUUUCUUGUUGGGACCAGUGUUGUUAUCUUCUUGUGUGAUAGGCCUGUCUCAUGAAGCAACCACAAUCCAAUGACUGAAGCUGAAUGAAGAAUGAGUCCACGUUUUCACAUCGCGCUGUCCACUUCAGCCUCUGCUAGCAUUUGCUGGUGGUAAGCUCGGCGGCUCUGCGGUUAAUAUCUGAGUAUGUCAGUGCCCAGCUAUACAUUACAAACACAUUUACACAGCUGUUGGGGUGAAAAAAAGGGAUUUUAUGUAGAACUGCAGCCAAGAAUCCAGUUGAGGUUUUUUUUAUUUAAUUUAAUUUACUGUGGACCAAACUAAUGGAAGCGCGUGGGUCAGUGCAUAAGUGUAGGCCAGUCUGCGUGAGCACAUCACAGACCACAAGAAUGACGACGACUCACAGAUCCUGCGGGGGGGCGCUCUGCUAGCAGAUUUAUUUAUGUAUUUAUUUAUUUAAAUGUCUGACAGGUUUCCCUCGCCCGGGCUGCACUGCGAGCGCAGUUCACAGCCCUGCAUGCUGCCGCCCCUUCAGGGUCCCACGGUGUCCUUGAACUACAAUAUUUCUGAAUAAUAAUAAUGAUGACCACAGUGAUGGCACUCUCAACGGUACUCUCAUGCUGUGCGUUCUCAGCACGCUGGCCAGCACGCUUGCUCAGGUGUCCACUUUGUUCUCUUUUUGUUUUUUUUCCUUUUCAUUUAAUUUACAGUGUAGAAAAGACUGGACCCUUAGGCCCCUGCAGAAAGACUUGUGUGUAUAUAUAUAUACUGUAUACCUGUUCUUGGAUGCAUCAUCUUAUUGCCUAAUGAGAUUGAGAUUUUAGAAGAGAUGGUCCAUUUCACGUAUACUGGAACAAUCAUUUUCUUUUAAAUACACGUUAAGCCUCGGAUGUUUCCGUUGGUUGAGGAAGACUGAUGUGGUUCAUACUUUGCCCUGGGAAAGACAGGCUUUUUGAAGGCUUAGUGUGUGUUCUGAGUAGCUCUACAGUUCAUUGGAUUGCCCGUUGUGUGCUCAAGAGGAUGGCGUAUCUGUAACAAAUGUGCAGCACUCCGACUAACCAGUUCUUACUCAUCAGCUUUCACUCGGUACAGUUCUCCUCUUUCCACUGCUUCCACACACUCCAGGUCAUUUCUUGCAUAGCCACCAUGUCCCUCUGUAAAAACAAGCUGCUUUUGUUUAUCCAUUUUUGACUGUUUGUCUUGCUAAAGUUAAGUUAUAAAAAAUAUUCUAGCAUCCUUGUCACGCGGUGUCUUGUGCCUGAUGGUUUUGUGAAAUUUAUCUUGGUCGUCGUUUCAGUUGCAUUCACCCCUCUCUACUUUUAAAAUGGACAGAGGCUGUUUAUCAGCUAUAAAAGUAUACAGAUUCCCCCCAGUUCAAGAGUUAAAGUUUAAAAUAAAAGAAAAAAAAGGGAAAGCUCUGGAUGGAUUUUGAAUGUAACCAUUAUUUUAAGCAAUUUGAUGAAAGGUGUCCUGCACACACAGGGGGGGGUCUCUUCUAAUCAUGAUUCUUUUUGUACCUCCUGAAUGAGUCUGAAAAUGUUUGGUGAAAAAGCUAUGUUUUGUGUGCGUGUGCAUGCGAGAGUGUUGUGAAGUCCUUUUUUUUUUUUUUUGACUCCCGUGUUUGGAAGGAAGGCUCGUCUCCAGUGUGCGUGUUGUAUAACCAGGUGAAUAGAAAUAUUGCUCUUGUUGAAAGGUCUACAAGCUCAGUGUGCACUUCUGUUGAUUCUCUUGCCUUUUGUUUUUUUUCUACACUAUACCUUGUAUGUCAAGUGCUCUUUCCGAGUUUCUCCGUGUGGCAUCCCCAGUAACCUGAGGCAGUGCAAGGGGCCAGGAGGCCAUGGGAACACUACUUGUCUGUGAGGGAGCUGCACAGAACUUUUUGGACAGGAGCAAGUGUAACUACAAAGAUGUAGUGCCAUUAGAAACUGUGAAUUUCUAAAUAAACGUUUUUCUUUCCUGAGA